Lycium ferocissimum is the source of this 584-nucleotide messenger RNA. RefSeq lists its product as uncharacterized. The transcript has 3 exons. The record is from RefSeq and is a predicted model, not a curated record. Lineage: Eukaryota; Viridiplantae; Streptophyta; Magnoliopsida; Solanales; Solanaceae. Bases 128 to 373 code for a protein of 81 amino acids.
UGAAGGAAUAUUAUAAGCGGCUGAAAACUUUUCAAGUCUACCUUGUCCUCUAAACCAAACGGGCCCUAGGGUUUAAGGUAUUGGUAGAAAGAAGAAAGAAAAUCCUAGAGCCUCCACCGUCACCAAAAUGUCGAAGAAAAACGAUUUGGGUCGCCGGAAAAGGCAACACGAAUACGAUCUUCGAAGGGAAAAAGCAGAGAAAGAAAAGUUAGAGAAGAAGCUACAAGCAAAGAAGAAUAAGAUGAAGGUGGAUGGUAAGGACAAGAAGAAGAAAGGUGGAAGUGGAUUUCAAGUGGGGAAGAAAAAAUUGAAGACAAAGAUGACUCCAUUGGCCAAAGCUAAAGCUGCACAAGCAAUGGAGAUUGAAAAAUGAGAUUAUGCUGUAAUUUGUUCAGGUGUAUGUAUGUGGAUUAUCAAUCAGAAACUUUGAUUGAUUCUAGAUAACUAGAUUUGUCCUCCUCGUCUUCUUUCUCACAAUUUUGGUAUGUCAAAUUGGAGCUGUUUAUGUCUCGGAUCAAACAGAAAAUUGAAGCUGUUUACGUCUUUCCUCUGCAAUUAGUUGAUAAAGAUUUGAUAUUUGUUCA